Messenger RNA from Periophthalmus magnuspinnatus, 3073 nucleotides. It is a transcript of the gene frmd8, whose product is annotated as FERM domain containing 8. Gene Ontology annotation, cellular component: cytoskeleton; plasma membrane. The record is from RefSeq and is a predicted model, not a curated record. Gene Ontology annotation, biological process: negative regulation of canonical Wnt signaling pathway. NCBI's taxonomy places the organism in Eukaryota, Metazoa, Chordata, Actinopteri, Gobiiformes, Gobiidae. Bases 125 to 1540 code for a protein of 471 amino acids. The transcript has 11 exons.
GUGUGUGUCACGUGACCAUGUGACCGCGCGGGGCUCAGACAGGACCGUGGAUCAGACAGGACAGGACUGUGUUUGGAUCUCACUGUACUGUUUCGUUUGAAGCUCUGUGUGAAGAAUAUAAGGAAUGGAAGGAGAUGAUGUCAGUUUUCCAGCAGAUUCCUCAGAUAAUCUGUCUCAACGAGGAAGCGUCGCCUCAUCUGCAACACUUUCUCGUGCCCAAGACGUGCUCAUAUAUUUGUUUGGAGAGAGUGCAGUGCAUUUAACAGUGGAAGGCCUCGGGAGUAUCACUGUUCAGGAGUUGGGCCGCAGUGUGCGUGAGGCUUUGAAUAUUCCUGAUGCGAUACAAGAUGUUUUUGCCUUCUGGUUAUGUUCUCCAUUGCUGGAAUUGCAGUUAAAACCAAGACAUCAGCCAUAUAAAUUAUGUCGGCAAUGGCACGACCUGUUGUAUCGCUUCACUGAGGCCUCAGAGGAAGACAUUUCACAAGAUGAGCCUUUUCUUCAAUACCGUCGUAAUGUUUUUUAUUCCAAAUCAAAAGAGCUCCAGAUAGAAGAUGAAGCUGUUCUUAGGCUAUUGUAUGAAGAAGCCAAAAGCAACAUCCUUACAGGGCGAUAUCCCUGUGAUCCAGAGCACUGGAACAGCCUCGGGGCUUUGAGCCUGGCUAUAGAAGAGGGAUGUGGACUAGAGAGCCAAAAGCUAACAACAACAAUAAAGGAAAAGAAGUUGUCCUCCUUCCUGCCUGCUCAUGUUGCUUUGGGGAGUGGAGGGCUGCUGUCGACGCUCAGAGGAAAGUCGAGUCGUCAGGCUGCUCUGGAACAGAACCUUUUAGAAGAAUACAGAAAGAUCAGCACAUCAGCAGGGAGCUCCUCUGAGUGCACACAGCUCCUGCACCAGUACCUCAACACCUGCCACUCUCUGCCUUAUUAUGGAUGUGGCUUUUUCUAUGGGGAAAUUGACAAACCUGUUCAAGGGAUCCUGCAAAGAGGACGACGGAAAGCUGUUACUGUUGGAAUCUGUUUGGAGGGAGUGUAUGUUAUGGAUGUAAAAGAAAAGCACGUACUACUGGGUCUGAGAUUCAGUGAACUGUCCUGGGACCACACAUAUCCAGAAGAGGAGGGUGACUCUCAUAUACUGUGGCUGGAGUUUGAUGGAGAAGAGGAUGGCACUCCUGUGAACAAGCUGCUCAAAAUCUAUUCAAAACAAGCAGAGCUAAUGAGCGGCUUCAUAGAGUUCUGUGUGGAGCUGAAGUGUGUAUCUGAGGCAGCAGCAGCGACAGACGCAGCCUGCGAGCCUGGCCAGUCUCAAGCCUCCGGAAAAGAUUCAAGCAGCAAAAAUGGCCGAGGAGGGCGCCGUGGGUUACUACGGAGACAAAGCAGUGUUGUCUGCAGUCGCGUCCACUCACUUAACACUAUCAGCUAUGUGGAUAAUGGAAAGGAAAUCAAGCGUUUAAAGCCAAAAAGAGCUGCUUCCUUCUUCACUCGACAGGCAACAAUAUCUACUUACUCUGCUGUUCAAGGGGCAGACAGUCUGGAGCAGGGUUAACUUUUCAGCUACUUUCUUUGCCUUGAAAGACCAAACCUUUACAUUUUACACUGAAAGUCAAUGAACAAGAAAACAUUUGUGACUAUUAAUAUAUUGAUGUGGAAAGGACCAAGUGAGGGAUAUUUAUAUCUUGAAGUCAUAUAUAUAAAGAGGAUGCAGUAAUGUGAAAGUAAAGUAUGUCAAACGCUUCCAUCGUUCAAGUUGAGCCUGGAGGAGACAAAGAAGUAGUUUAAUAUGUUGAUAUGAUAAAUGGAUGCGCUGUAUCAUACAUUAUAUCAAGUCAAAACAUUUUAAACAUCUGCAGUAUUCUUGGGUAAUGUGGUUUUAAUAUCUCUGGUAAAGCUCAUUGGGUUGCUACCACUUCCUUACAGUUUAAUUUUGUACUUUUUAGGGCUUUGACAUUCUGUGAAGUUUGUAUUAUUCUGCGGUCAAUAUUGUUGUGGUGAUAUUUAAAACUUUGUUUUCUUACAUACUGUCGGUGCCUUGUUUCUGUUGGUGCCAUGUAACAGCACUAGUUUUUUGUUAACCUGAAUAGUUCUAUUUCUCAUGUUGGACAUUCAUUGUCAUGGUUAAUGCCUCAAAUUAUAUAAGACAAUUGAUUUUAUAAUUGGAUUAUACAGGAAGAGGUUUAAAUUGGAGAGACCAAUUGUACAGUAUGUUAUGUCUUUCUCAUAUCCCUUGCCUAAAAUGGCAAUGAUGAUCUGUAGGGUUACUGACUUGCAUGUUAAAUGAUGUUCACUGCCAUAGACUUGCUCUAAUCUUAACAAGUGGCACUAUUUGUGUUGACAGAUAUUGCAAAAAAGAACAAGGCUUCCUCGUAGAGUAAAAAUGAAAAUCAGUGGAACACUGAUGCAAUACAAUAUUUUUAACUUUGUAAUAUCCAAACUAAUGUGAACUAUUUCUAAACCUGGAUAGAUUUUACUAGAUAAAAUAAUUGUGGAAGGGAAGAUGCAUUGUUGAGCAAAAACAAUUGUGUUAUUGAAAUAUGCUGUUACAAUCACACCAAAGUAAGCCUGCUUCUGCUGAAGCCUGCAGUACAGUAUGCAGCCUGAGGCCUUACAGGUAAAAACUAACAAUCACUCGUGUUCGGUUGUUGUCUAAUAGCAGUUUACUUCACAAUAAGCCAUUAAAACGCAGCCUUCCUCCAUAGACCUUAAAAAACUCCAGCAGUGCAUUGUAUUGUCUCAUACUGUACAUGGUGAUGCAUGUUGUGCAUGUGUUGUAAAAUAGUCAUUCCCACAACAGAAACAUACUGCACUAUUAAUACCAUUUGACCUGUUCAUGUUUUUUAACUGCUUUACUUCAGAUGUUUUGUAUAUUUCAUGAGUAACAUAUUUGUAUACUAAUUUAAAGACAUUUAAAACACCUCAAAACAUAAAGUGCCUAUUAAUUUGCACAGUUUUGGCUGAAAGGUCUGCAGCUUGCCUUGGAAAAUGACUGUAUGGAGUUGCUCCCAUCUAAAAUGAUACAUUGUGUAUGUUUUGUCACAUUUUAUUAUGUAAUUUUUCUCAAUAAAUGCACAACCAAUGUUUU